AUACUCGCCCACCGGGGGCUCUGCAGUUAGAACGAGCCGCCGUCAGCAGCCCGGAAAUCAGCUUUCGUCUUUUGCCCCCUUCAAACAUGGCGGAGGUCAGGUUAUGUUUCGGAAGGGGAGCGUACAACUUUGCACACAAAAUAUACAACCGACAACUCAUUGAAAGUCAAGAUAAAGGUGCAAUACAGGCUUCGUCUCUAUCGGCUGGGUUACUGUUGGGUAAUAUCCAAAAUGGAGAACUGCAUGGAGCCGAAAAUGCAGCAGACAAAGUGACCGGUGGAGUUUCAAAGGACACAAGCCUGACACCGUUGUAUGGUACGGUCAAAAACAAUUGGGAAAACGCAAAUCUCGCUGAAUAUUACGAUUUUCUUGGACUCAAAAAUGAGUAUUCACUUUCUAAUAAGUCCAAGGUUCAAAAUAUAGUGGCAAAUCUACCCAUCUAUCGGAUUAACGCCGAGUUUCGGAGGACUUUUUACACCUCCAGGUCCGUUUCUCGUCAACAGACUUUUAGAUUGUGUUGGGGACAUGGACAGUUCAUCAGAGCUUACAGCGGCAACGGAACCCGAUCUGAGCCCCUUUGCAAAACCAAAUCAGGCUACUAUGAAAUCCUGGAGGUGUCACCUACCGCCACUCAAGUCCAGAUAAAAACAGCCUACUACAAGCAGUCCUUCGUCUACCACCCGGAUAGAAACGCCGGCAGUGAGCACGCCACUGUCCGCUUUUCUGAGAUCAGCGAGGCCUACACCGUACUGGGCAACAAGGCACUGCGGAAGAAAUACGACCGCGGUAUGUUGAGUCAGUCGGACCUUUUAGCAACAGCCAGACCCUCCGCCAGGGACACAGGGAGCUCCGCGAAACAGACAACCGAAAGCCGACGGUCUGUGGUGGGCGCAGACGGCCGAGGAGACGUCUUUGAUUUCGACAAGUUUAUCAAGGCCCACUACAACGAGCAGCUGCAGAGGGAUAGAGAUAUCCGAGUCCGAAAAGAGGAGAUGCUUAGGAAGAAGGAGGAGACGGUUGAAGAGAAGAAGAUGGGAAGGAUGAUGGAGAUGGGAGUUGCGGUGCUGAUAGCGAUGGCCGUGAGUUUACUGGCCAGUUUAAAGCGGUGAUGAAGUUCAUUCACAUGGAGAAACACACAAAUACAAAUGCUGUUCACAUGACUGCUGUCGCCCUAUAUUUUGACUCUGUCAUCUGAACUCUAUGCAGGGCCACACGAUCGAAUAAAAGAUGGAAUUAAAAUAGGAUUACACUGUCCUCUGAUAAACUGCAAAACAAAGACUAGACCGAAAUGUGCAUGUUUCACUUCCUCAGUCUGCAAUCUCAGCACAGUGUUGUAAACGCAAUACUGUCUGAACACAGCAUUCACUGGUUUUUGCCCAGUGUAGCUUCUGUCUCUCUGUCAGUCACACAGGCACACAGUCAAUGCGACUGCCAGCAGUAGGGAUUACUAGUACUGUGUUUUGAGUAUGCCAUACAUUAUUUUAAAUCAGUAGUUAUCUGACUAAAGAAUAAGUAACAAGAUUAUGAGUAUUACCAGGCAUUCACAACAUUCGAUUCUUUCCGGUUCUGAUACAGAAACAUUCGAGUCCGUAGAGUACUAGGGUUCUUCACCCGGCUUUACCCACGUGUAAUGCACUGUGCCAUGAAUACUGUCUUCAAAUAAAAUCCACAAGUCACAAGUUGAGUUACAACCGUUUGACUUUGGCUUUUAUAAAGUCAUCUGUCUUGAAGAUAUCUUUAUUUAUAAUGUCUAAGCGAGUUUUAAUUAUUUUUCACAUAUUGCUAUUUAUUAAAUAUUUGUGGCAAUGUAAGACAUUUAGGGAUGUGUGUGUCUCUCAUAUCUUGAGAGCCAAGUGGUAUUAUGGGAACUGUAUGUUAAUGCUCAUUUAAAAUGUGCCUUGGAUGAUAUUUGUUGUAAACAUGAAUGGUUACAUUGUUUAGAUAUUUAACUAAUAAAUAAAUCUUUAGCAGUGCCUGUCAGAGCACAGUGAAACAAA
This is a messenger RNA of Etheostoma spectabile (orangethroat darter), 1997 nucleotides long. RefSeq names its product DnaJ (Hsp40) homolog, subfamily C, member 30a (gene dnajc30a). The record is from RefSeq and is a predicted model, not a curated record. The coding region runs from base 87 to 1109 and encodes 340 amino acids. The transcript has a single exon. NCBI's taxonomy places the organism in Eukaryota, Metazoa, Chordata, Actinopteri, Perciformes, Percidae.